Messenger RNA from Moneuplotes crassus, 794 nucleotides. The record is from the annotation of a GenBank genome assembly. NCBI's taxonomy places the organism in Eukaryota, Ciliophora, Spirotrichea, Euplotida, Euplotidae.
CUAAAAUUUAAAUAUGGAAAAAAAGAUUUUCAUGGCCAGAGUUGCCGACCAAUCUGAGAGAUAUGAAGACAUGGUUGACUUCUUAGAGCAGAUCAUUGAUGACAAUGACAAUGAUGUCUCCAUGGAUGUUAAGAACUUGCUCAGUGUUGGAUUCAAGAAUCUUAUCUCUGCUCAAAGAUCUGCCUACAAGACUGUUCAAGCCAUCGAACAGAACAAGAAGUACGCUGAGUACUCCUCCAACUGUGCUGAGUACAAGGAGAAGAUCUCUGCCGAGCUCGAGAAAAACUGUGGAAGAGUUAUCAACAUUGUUAAGGACAAGAGCCUCACAAAGGGAGAUCUCAAUGAUGAAGCAAAAGUUUUCUAUUUGAAAAUGAUCGGAGAUUACUACAGAUAUACCGCUGAAACAGCCCAGGGUUCGAAGCUCGAAGAAGUAACUGAGAAUGCUAAGACAUUCUACGAUCAAGCAACUGAAGCUGCAGCCAGCCUUAAGCCAUACAACUCUAACAAGUUGGGUUUGGCUCUCAACUUCUCAGUUUUCCACUAUGAGUUGAAGAAUGACUCCUCUAAGGCUUGUGAGAUUGCUGAAAAGGCUCUCGAUGGCGCUAGAGACCAGAUCGAUGAGAUGGACAACGAUGAAGCCAGAGAUGCCCUCUCCAUCAUUGAACUCCUUAAGGAGAACCUUGACCUCUGGAAGGAGGAAGAGGGAGCUGAAGCCGAUGAGGCUGAGCAGUGCUAAGCAGGUAGCCUAGCCAAUGUAUUCCAUUCUUACUAUUCAUGUUCCACCUACUUUUUGU